Messenger RNA from Tuber aestivum (summer truffle), 3214 nucleotides. The record is from the annotation of a GenBank genome assembly. NCBI's taxonomy places the organism in Eukaryota, Fungi, Ascomycota, Pezizomycetes, Pezizales, Tuberaceae.
CUAGACUACCGGUACCGGCCGGCCAAUUGAAGUCUUAAAUUCCAGUUUAGGUAACAGCACCCCGGAAACAUAUCGGGAGAAAACAGCAAGUCCAGACGCCCUUUUGGCGUUCCCGAGCCGAACCUGUUCCAACAGCCACUUGCUACCAAGAGUCUCCUGUUGAGCCCCACCAUCCAGUCCAGUACUCGAGCACUCUGAUCAAAUCCCACAUCGAGAACGCGUCUCCCGCAAAGGCUUGGCACGCGAGCGACAUCAAGAUAUUCUGCCUUCGGGCUUUCCCAGACUGCGGGCAAUCGGUACACAGGACCCUGCAGCAAGCGGAUUUUUUGCAAUCUCUAUCUAUUCAGGGUUCCUUCCGUGGAGGAGGGAUCCAGUUGCAUUCUUCACUGUACGGGCGGGACAGCGGUCCUACCUGCUCGAAGUACCGGUAUGAUACCUCACGCACGGCGUUAUGCGCGUCCACAUCAAUCACUCGGCAUUCGCGUGCGUCUGCCCGCUAGACCCCUGUCCAUUCCGCCAAAGCCCGCGCCGAGCCCCGGUCCCCCGAGCACACAGGACUCAUCUUUUGUCCCUCGAAGAGAGUUCCCCUAUCCCUCGAGCCUCAUCACGUCAUAUUUUCUCGGUCAUCACCGCGCGGGGCUGGAGAAAAUGAAGCAGCUUGUAUCUUCGGUGGAACUAAUCAUUGAGUGUCGCGAUUACCGAGUCCCGCUAUCGUCCCGCAAUCCAAUGUUCGAGGAAACCUUGCGGGAGAAGGAAAGGUUGAUAGUCUAUACCAAAAGAGACUUGGCGGCUGAGGAGUUGGACCUCAAGGUUCGCAACGAAUUCCCCCCCCCCCCUACCCCUAACGUGAUUCUAUUUUUUUUCCGCUCCCUGCACUUGCCUGCCCCCAGCAUAUGCAUGUCUCGAUUUCUCGGCGCUCCAUUUUCCCGGCCAUUGGGUGGAUUGUUGAUUGGGCCCGAUAACGGGAGAUAUGAUUUACACCAACCCCACCCACCGUGUCUACAUUGCUUCCUCCAUGCACCGCUCCAGUAGAUGCCAUUCAAACUACUAUAAACCAUCCCUAGAGGGCUAGGGUUCGUAAGGCUGACUGCGGCAUUAACACCUAGACACAAGAGACCAUCAGGAAAUGGCACAGACCCCACCAAGUCGUUUUUUCAGAUAGCAAAGAUCGCAAGGACGUUCAGAAGAUCAUUGACUACGCCAGAGGUAGCUCCCCCUCCCUUCCCCCCGGCUCUCUCCCAUGCAAGGGCAAGGGUAAAAUGUACGAGCAGAAGGACACAUCAUGUAGUGAGUGGUAAAGUGAAACAAAAAAGCUCAUGAAGACUAUAGGCACAGCAGCAACAGCUGACAACAUGAUUGGUUCAAGGAUGCUCGUGGUCGGAAUGCCUAAUGUAGGCAAAUCCACCCUGCUGAAUGCCAUGCGUCGAGUGGGCACAGGAAAUACAAAGAAAGCCGCCAUAACAGGUGGUCAGCCUGGAGUAACCAGGAAGAUCUCGAUGGCGGUAAAGAUACUGGAUUAUCCAUUGGUGUAUCUAAUGGACUCACCUGGUCAGUCUCAUUCCCACCCACCCUUUCUUUAUCCUUCGUAUUCUUAUCACUCUCCGAACCUAUGCAGGUGUUUUUGUGCCAUACAUGCCGAAUCCACAGACUAUGCUGUCCCUAGCACUGGUAGGCUGUGUGAAGGACUCCCUCCUGGAUGCAACGACCUUGGCUGAUUACCUCCUAUUCCAUCUCAAUCUCCGAGACCCUUCAUUGUAUUCCGGCUACUCUCCUCCGACAAACGACAUAGUGGAGCUCCUUACCGCAACAGCCAAGGCAACGGGAAGACUUUUGAAGGGGGGAAGUCCCGACUUUGACGCUACGGCAUACUGGCUUGUGCAACGGUAUAGAGCUGGUGUCUUGGGCAAGUUCAUCCUCGAUGACGUUAGUGCGACGGCGUACCAGGCAUGGCUAGAUGCUGAGGAGAAGCAAGGAGAGAGCAGGAAUGCCGCUCGAAAGAGGAUGAAGGAGGAGAGGAGACUUGCAAAGAUAGAAAAGCGGGGAGAUGCUGAGAUAUAGCUAACUAUGAAAUAGAGAUGACAACGAAAAAAUCUCUGGCGUUCUACGAGGAUGAAUUUUUAGUCGUGAAUUCUGACCGCCCAGGCAAUAUCGGCUUUUUCAUACACAAACAAAGACUGCAUCACACUACUAGUAAAGAGCCUGGAGCCUGUCUCGGCGGGGUGCAGAAUGAUUUCCCGCCUCGAUCAAACAUGAAAACAGCUGGGAGCGUAGCAUAAGAAUCCUCAUUCCACUUUUUUUUUUCCCCUUCUCCCAAACUGGACAAGUGUCGUACACCCGAAAACUAAAAGAGACAGCAUCCCCGCAGCGAAAGGGGUUCCGGAUCCCCUAUAACGGAUCCUCCCAGGCGCACCACCCUGAGCCUCCCUAAUUGAUAUAUUCAUUCACGUCAUUAUGCCUCACUCGCUGUAACGGGUCCGCAGUCUUCGGCUUCUCAUUUACCCUUAGCGGUUGCCACAGCUCGCCACUCUUCGUCUUCGUCAAGGCCGGGUCCAGUCGUGGGGGAGGCUUCGGUUGAGCUAUCCAACUUCAAUCAGGCGAGCUUAUCACUCAGCAGAAUUCGCAGAAGAUCAUACCUUGUCGUUUGAAAUAUGCGAACCCCAGACCCUCAAUUCCAGGCCACAUGGGAACAUGCUGGGUUUCAUCGGGCUGUUGAACGGGAAACGAGCAGACAGUAGCAACAGCCACGAGGACCACGCAAAAUAUUAUCUGCCGCAAUGUCAUGCUUGAUCGUUUUCGUUUUCGACCCGGUUGGCUUUCAAGAGAAGGCCUUCAUUGGGAGAGUCAAUGUUUAUAUACUGCAGUUUACUGAGGGGCAAGAUGCUGGGUCAGGAAAAACCGCCAUAUGUGCCGCAAUUAUCCUGAUGUUACCAUGGCGUAGGUAGAAUCGUGGUCGACAGGCUUGAGGGAGCUAUCACACCGUGGGUCAGAGAUGGGUCUAGGAAUGUUUUUAUAGAGCACCACUCGAAAAAAGAAAUGUCGUUCGAUUUUCCAUAGACAGGAGCUGACGGCUUGAUUCCUCCCAAGGGAAUCGCAAAAAAAAACAAUACCCAAGCAUACGAUUAGAAGAACAAUUGUAUGAUAAAAAGAGGCAUGGCAGGAAGUACCCUACCCCAUCAGAUGGGAUUCCGAAAUUCUCAGAGGUAAUCAGCAACCC